Messenger RNA from Humulus lupulus (European hop), 2188 nucleotides. Its product is annotated as protein phosphatase 2C 77. Gene Ontology annotation, biological process: protein dephosphorylation. NCBI's taxonomy places the organism in Eukaryota, Viridiplantae, Streptophyta, Magnoliopsida, Rosales, Cannabaceae. The transcript has 4 exons. The coding region runs from base 477 to 2006 and encodes 509 amino acids. Gene Ontology annotation, molecular function: protein serine/threonine phosphatase activity; cation binding. The record is from RefSeq and is a predicted model, not a curated record.
GUGGUAUUGUUGACACAUGAAAGUAAUUGAAAAGAGAGAAAGAGAGCCGAUUUUAUGAGGCUAAAAUGGGUUGCCUAUGACAUUGGGAAAACAAUUACACCUAGAUUUUUCCUUUCACUGUUGUUCAGCUUAUUUUUCUUUUCAGCACCCCAUUUUCUCGUCUUUAUGUUCAUAGUUCUCAGAAAGAUUGAAUCUCGAAUCUAGUUUAUCUCCUUUGGAUCUUAUAUAUACCUCCUCUUCUCAUAACAUUUUCUGUUUGAAGUGGUGGUGGUAGAAAAAGAAUGUUUUUUCUCAACUGUUCAAAGCUGGUCUUUCCAUUCAUUUGUUUCUGAACCAUCUUCAUUCUUCUCUUUAGGUUCUUCUUGGUGAGAAAAGGAUGCAAAAAUAGCGCUAAAGGUUUCAGCUUUCCUUUUUCAAUUAUAUUGGAGAAGUUUUGGAAGGCUAAAGCCAGCUAGUGGUAACAGUGAAUUGACUUGAUGGAGAAGAUAUCCUCACCUGUUGCUGUUCCAUAUAGGCUUGGUAACUUUAUCCAUGAAGACUCAACAGUUACGACCCAAGUCGAAAUUAAUGGCCUGAAGCUAAUAUCAAACACAGCAGCCUUGUUUUCAAGUCCCAGUGCCAAGUCAAAUACACCAUGCGAAUCCCUUUAUUUUGGAAGUGAAAGUUACAGGAGUGCAGAGGGUGAAAACAGGGGAGCAGAUGUCAGUAGGGUCAUCAGUGAGUUCACCUCAAGAGGUAAAGGUAAUACCUUUGUUAAUAACUCAUUUUCUCCAUCUCUGGCUAGAGACUCUGCUUCGAUUUCUGAUUCCAUAAUGGACUCAAACACUAGAAAGGAAGUUUUUAAGUUUGCAAAUACUGACAAGGCCAAUCUGAGAGAACCCAAUGUUGAUCUGGAACAUGGGCAAGAAGAUAUGGUUGGAGUAGUUGAGGUGGGUUUGGAGGGAAAAGACAGUGAUGGAUCUGAUGAGUCUGAUCCAUGUAUGUCUUCCUUGCCUGUUGAUGAUGAGACAUCUAAGGAGAAAAGACCAUAUAGAACAGGCAGCAGCCAGAAUGUUUUGGAUUUGGACUGUUUACCCCUUUGGGGUUUCACAUCUAUCUGUGGAAGGAGACCAGAGAUGGAGGAUUCACUUGCAGUUGUACCCAGAUUGAUGCAAGUCCCAGUUGAAAUGCUAGAUGAUGACCACCAAAACUUGGAUGGCUCGACUCAAUCGACUGCCCAUUUUUAUGGGGUAUAUGAUGGUCAUGGGGGUAACCAGGUGGCUAAUUACUGUCGAGAACGGCUUCAUUCAGCCUUGGUUGAAGAGAUAGAAACUGCAAAAGUAGGCUUGCAUAAUGGAAGUAAGAGGGAAAGUUGUCAGGAGAUGUGGAAAAAAGCCUUUUCUAAUUGCUUUGCCAAAGUUGAUGCUGAGGUUUCUAGUUCAGCCACUGUUGCCCCUGAAACUGUUGGUUCUACUGCAGUGGUUGCUCUUAUUUGUCCAACCUAUAUUAUGGUGGCCAAUUGUGGUGAUUCAAGGGCAGUUUUGUGUCGAGGAAAAGCACCAGUUGUGAUGUCAAAUGACCACAGACCAGACAGAGAAGAUGAAUAUGAAAGGAUAGAGGCUGCCGGGGGCAAGGUUAUACAGUGGAACGGUUCACGUGUUUUUGGUGUUCUUGCAAUGUCAAGAUCCAUUGGUGACAAAUACUUGAAACCAUGGAUUAUUCCUGAUCCAGAAGUGAUGUUUGUUUCUCGAGCAAGGGAAGACGAAUGCCUUAUUCUCGCCAGCGACGGCUUAUGGGACGUUAUGACCAAUGAGGAGGCAUGUGAUGUUGCCCGGAGACGAAUCCUUAUAUGGCACAAAAAGCAUGGGGACACCUUGUCCGGCGAAAGAGGCAAUGGUGUUGAUCUUGCUGCUCAGGCUGCAGCAGAGUACCUUUCGAAGCUUGCUCUCCAAAAGGGGAGCAAGGACAACAUUAGCGUUGUAGUGGUGGACUUGAAAGUUGUAAGAAAGUUCAAGAGAAAAUCCUGAGAGAACAGAAGCAUUUUUCUUCUCUUGCAGGAUUUUGACUUGUGUUAUAAUAUCAUGAAUAUAAAUAACAAUCACUAACGUGAUUCAGCCCUUCAAUUUUUUUAAAACCGGGCUAAUUGUGAUCACAACACUAAUGUAUACCUACCCAAUUUUACAAUAUACCAUACUACCGUGUUUGUUUA